GCUUGAUGUGUAGUCACUGUUCUAUAUACAUGUUACCUCAGUAAUUUGAAAUCACAUAUGCGGUUGAAUAUUAAUAAAAACUUUGUUAUAAUUUCAUUUUAGGUUAUUGCUUUUCUGUAAAUACAAUAUGAAUAUCAUUUGCGCUAUAUGUAGUGAAUCAUUAAUGCCUUCUGAUGAUGUGUUCCAUACACCUUGUAGACAUAUUUUUCAUUUUGUUUGUUUAACUCAGUGGUUAGAAAGAUCCAGAUCCUGUCCACAAUGUAGAGAAAAGACAACAUCGCAUACGAUUCACAGGCUAUAUUUCAAUUUUUCUAAUAUUGAUACGACCAGUGCAGAUAUAGGCACUUUACAGGAUAAAACUGACAAAUUAAAUUUCCAGCUUCUAUUGAAAGAGCAGGAUGUUAAACAUUAUACAGAGAAAAGUGAAAAAUUAGGGAAACAAAAUGUAGAGUUGAAAAAAGAAGUACACAAAUUGGAGGCUGAAUUAAAAACAAUAAAAAGUGUAAUUGAUGCUUUGAAAGAUCAGAUAAAAUAUUUCAAACAACAAAAUUCAGAAAUGGAAAGCAAAAGGCAGGAAAUUGAACAGCUACGAAAAGAAAUUGAAACUUACAAAAACAUACAAAUCUUAAUGGAAGCCUCCACGGAACAUGUAGAUGAGGUAAUCUCAAAAACAUGUGAGCCUGCUGCUCUUGUUACAUAUAUUUGUGUCAUGAAAAGGGAAAUGACAGUGAGCUUAAACAAACGAAAGGAGUUAAGAAAUAAAUUAAGAAGCCUUCAACAAGAACUUGCUAGAGUAAUAACCGAACGGAAUUUGUUAUCUGAAGAACGCGUUAAAAGAAAAAAAUUAGAAGAGGAUUUAAUGCUUUGCGAAAACGAAAAAAUGUACUUACAAAAUAAAGUGAAACAGCUGGAAAGAAAACGGACAAAUAAGUUUGAUGGUGAUGGAGAUGCAUUAAGUAGUGAUUUAAAAUCAUCUGAUGGUUGUGAACAGAAUAAAAUGAAAACUGUGAUAAAGAAUGCAGCGAAUGAAAGAGCAGAGGACACUGAUACAAAAGAUAGACACCAAUAUACUAAAAGUGAGACAAAUUCGCCGUAUCUUCCGCUCAAAUCAGGAGGGGUAUUUGUUUUAAAACAUUCGGUUCAAAAACGUAGCACAACUAGUUUACAUCCAUCGAUUCUUACAAAGAAAGCGAGAAUUGAACCUACAAGUGAGCAAGUAAGAGCUAAUGCCAUUACGUAUGAUGGUUUUGGAGGCCAUUCAAAGCAUGAACGAUUUCCUAGUAUAAAAAAGAAAAUUAAACUAGAUCCAAAACAAAAAAGUUUAAUAUAGAUUAAUUAUAAGAGCGACUAAAAUGUAUUAGAUAGGAUAUUCCAUAACUCUUGUAACAACCGGAAACGGGGGGUGAUUCGAAACAACCUUUUCCUUUACCAAAAUAUUGGUUGAAGCUUCCUUUUUGAAUUAUUAACAAAAAACUUGAAUUAUUCAAAACAAAAAGAGCGUUGGCUUUCAACCGCGCUCGGUCGUGGUCGUGAACAAAUCUUAAAUAAAUAAUUUAUUUACAUUUUAAAAUCAAUUUAUUAAUAAAACUUCCAAAAAUCAAAUUCUUGGGAGAAAUUAAUUUUAUGUCGAUCGUGAAAAAAAUGUUACAGUAUUUGAAUAAUUGGCACAGCGUGGGUAUCGAAGGAAGAAGCGUGUGAUAAAUAUUACAUCGUCUUAAAUUAAGAACAAUGUGGAAUUAGUCGCACGUUUCCCUUGAUACCCACGCUGUGCCAAUGCGUUUGUUCACGACCGAGCGCGGUUCAGAGCCAUCGCUCUCAUUGGCCAGUGUUUUUCGGUAAUAAUUCAAAAACGAAGCUUCAACAAACAUUUUGGUAAAGGGAAGAGUUGUUCAGAAUCAUCCCAACAACCCCCCAUUUCUGGUGUUACAGGAGAUAUGAGACAAUUUGUAUAAGUACGGAAAUACGGAAGUAAUGAAAUGUUGUUUAUUAUACAUAUAAUUUUUAUUCAGAAUUGAGUGCUAUUUUAUAUAUUUAUAUACAAUCUAAAUAAACAUGUAACAUAUUGA
This is a messenger RNA of Osmia bicornis bicornis, 2066 nucleotides long. It is a transcript of the gene nopo, whose product is annotated as E3 ubiquitin-protein ligase TRAIP-like. The coding region runs from base 128 to 1330 and encodes 400 amino acids. The record is from RefSeq and is a predicted model, not a curated record. NCBI's taxonomy places the organism in Eukaryota, Metazoa, Arthropoda, Insecta, Hymenoptera, Megachilidae. The transcript has 7 exons.